AUGGACGGCCGACCGCCUGUGGCCUAUCCCUACAACGCCACGGACUUCGCCGUUCCCAGUUUGGUGCCUUGGCUGGGCGGGGUGGCGUUGCUAGCAGUGAUCUCCAAUGCUAUUCUGCUGACUUUCCUGUUAUACAGGCGUCUCUAUCAGCACUUCAUCUCUUCUCAGUUCAUUAUUCAUCUCUGUUUGACUAAUAUCAUUGGCAUUACUGUCCUCUUCCCUCAGUAUCUACAUAAUCUGUGGACUGGAGAGAACCUUUGGCUCAAUAAUAAUGCACUUUGUCGUGUACAGGUGAGUUUAACCUAAGGGAAAGGGUGUUUAUGUCUGUCCAGCAGCUAAUCUUAUUCAUUCAGGCGUUUUUUAUCUGCUCAAUUUGGUCGGUAGUCAACUUUGCGACUGUGAGCAUCGCUGGUGUCCACCUUUUGACCUUCAAUCGGAUCCAUUAUGAUCAACUAUUUGGGAUGAACCCAAAUCAUUUAUGUUAUCUAUCAUGGCUAGUGGGAUUUGCUGUCUCUCUACCAUGUAUUACUAAUGGGAAUAUCGUUGUCUACAAUCCCGCCCUGAGGCAUUGUAUAUGGGGGAUAUCCGAUUACAGCUACAAGUUCCUGACCUAUGUUAUAAUACUAGGAGUCAUCAUCCCCGCGCUUCUUUCAUAUUACUCUUAUCUGAAGAUCCUCAAGACUCUUUACCAUUCGCCGAUCGUCUUUCAAAGCCUCGGACUAUACAAAAGCAGAUUCAUCAUCUACACUUUCUUUUUAUCGUAAGUAUACAACUUCAUUACGAUAACCAAAUAACAAAUGUAAUUUUAAGGCCGUUUUAUCAAGCGCCUUUGAUCUACAUCACUCUGACUGGACAUGAAACUUUAUACGGCCCUCAGGACAUCUUCCCGAUCGUCAGUUCCAUCCUCGCCUACUGUCCUAUGGUCCUGACUCCCCUUAUAUACAGCCUAUCCAUGGUUCUGAUCAAGGAGGAAGACAUGGUGAUAACAGCCAGAGCUCACAAGAGUACCAAUGCCUACACUCAAGUCGCCCCAGGUCAUCGACUCUAA
This is a messenger RNA of Bursaphelenchus xylophilus (pine wood nematode), 1048 nucleotides long. The record is from the annotation of a GenBank genome assembly. Lineage: Eukaryota; Metazoa; Nematoda; Chromadorea; Rhabditida; Aphelenchoididae.